AUUUGUUGCUACAUGUCUUCUUGCUCAAUAUACGAUUAAUACAAAUAAAUCCCAACACAGCCACCGACAUUCAAGACAUUACCUAGGUAAUUAUAUGUCGAGAAAGGCUCUGAUGAAUCCUUAUCGGGGAUGGCAAAGCCAAACGCAGACAGCUUCCAGCGAGCACUCAAUCGAUUCAAACAAUCUAUUUCUCCAGAUCUUGCAAAGGAAUUUUCCAUGUGCUCGUUGUCACAUGUACAGCAAGUCUGCAAGGAAAUCCAACAGAAACAUGGAAGCGAGGGAAAAUUACGAUAUAUGGGACGACUCAGGGGUUUCAUUGAAGCAAUGGAACAACUCGGCAAAGUAAUUGAAGUAUUUGUGAAUGCAAGUGAAUUUGUUUGCUUCAUAUGGGGGCCUAUCAAAUUCAUUCUUCUGACCGCUAGCACGCAUCUUAAUUCCUUUGAUAAACUACUCGAUGUAUAUGCGCAAAUAGGAGAUGCUAUCCCUGGCCUUCAACGCUACGAGGCAACCUUCAUAGAACAUCCCCCUCUAGCUACCGUACUCGAAGACUACUAUUCAGACAUUCUAGAGUUUCAUCGCAUAGCUCUCUCCGUUUUCAAACGGCCUAUAUGGAAAGAUAUGUAUCACUCGCUAUGGAAAACCUUUGACAGCAAGUUCAGCCCAAUCUUGCAUAGUUUGAGCAAGCGACGUGAGUUACUAGAAAGUGAGAAAGGCUCGGCGACUCUCUACGAGAUUCGGAAGCUGCGCAAAGAUAUUUCAACUAUGUAUACGGAAUGCCGACAGCAGAUGGAUGAAGAACGCCGCAAAAGCCACAAGGCUCGGAUAUCUCACAUCAGGGAAAAGUUAGAGGCUCCAAAUUAUGGAAUCGACCAAGAGAUGGCUACAGAGAAUAGAUUUAUCGACAGCUCUGGGAAAUGGAUUUUUGAAAAUAAUGAGUUUCAAGCUUGGUAUAGCCCUGUUGUUGGACACAGCGUCUUAUAUAUCAACGGAAUCCCGGGUGCAGGCAAAACAACUUUAGCGUCGGCGGUGAUUAGGAAGCUCCUAGAUGGUAGGUAUUCUGCGAGGGUUAGUUACUGUGUUGCCUACUUUUACUUUAAGCAUCAGCAGCCUGGUAAAAAGUCGCACAAUAGCCUUCUUCGUGGUAUUCUAGAUCAGCUCAUCAUCCAGGACCCCGCUAUGUCGGAUCACCUAUUCAAUAAAAUAUCGGUGAUGGACUCAACAUCCUUACGACUAACAAUAACACUAGAAACACUUGUUAAGGAAGCCCUAGGAUGCCAUCAAGCUUCGUACAUUGUGGUUGACGGCCUAGAUGAAAGUGCUCCUAAAGAAGCAGAGAGAUCAGUAGAAUGGUUAUUAUCGCUCGUGAAAGGGCGUUCAGAGAAUACUACCACCUCAUUGCGCAUAUUAUUCUGCGGCCAGCGAGACGGCGUCCUAGACAAUCUUCUCGCCAGCGAAUCAUCUAUCAGUUUAGAAAAUACUGCCCACGCCGAAGACAUCAAAGGGUAUUGUUCACAUUUCUGCGAACGGAUAGGGGAUAAGUUUGGUAUUUCCCAAGAAUUCCAAAAUGAUAUCGCUCGCCGUAUUACAGAUGGCGCCAACGGCAUGUUCUUGUACGCCCGUGUGGUCUUGGAGAACUUAUUAAGUCAAACAAGACUCUCCGGCUUGAAAAGCGAAAUACAACCGGGCGUAUUCCCUGAAGGGAUUGAGAAAGCGUAUGAAAGGGUAGCUGUGCGGAUUUUCGAAGAGUCCUCCCUUUCCGAACGUGAAGACGCAAGGAAGAUCUUAGGCUGGAUUACUUGUGCCGGACGACUCCUCCGAUGGCGUGAGAUUCAGUCCAGCUUUUGCAUUACACCGACUAAGGCAGUCGUUGAAUAUGAAGAAAACAGGCUCAGGGUCACUUGCAAGGAACUGUGCGGAUCCCUCGUCGACGUGCACAGCACCAGUGAUAGGAGAGAUGACCCCGAGGAUAUCAUCAAAAUCGUUCAUGAGACUGCCCGAGAAUAAGUCAGCAUAAUCAGCUCUCAAGCUUUGACUAACCAUUUGGAGAUAUCUUAUCCGAAGAAACUGGAUCGACAUCACGCUGACGCAUGCUAACUAUGCUAUAUUCUGCUCACAGUAUCUAACAUCAGGGCCAUUCGUAUGUGGCAUCAAUGAGAAGACAGUUUAUAGUCAUGCAGUCAAAGGAUACUAUGCUUUUCAAGACUAUGCUGUCCAGUAUUGGUUCUACCAUACUAAACAAUGCGUUGAAUUUGGCGGGAAGUUGAACCCAGACAAAUUCCAAGCAGUAAUAAGAUCAGCAAAAGGGUUUCUUGACUCCUAUAGCUUUUUGUUGAAAACAGAUAAUGAGGUCGAAGACAAUGAGGUCAUUAAGGCGCUUACAGGACUUCCAGAUAACAAGAGACACCUUUCCUUGUAUUUAUUAUCCGUGCGCAUGUUAUUGUUAGUAAUAUUAUAAAUACAUUAUAUAAAACAUUAAUACAUGUUAAAAAUAGCGUAAAAA
Molecule: messenger RNA, 2500 nt
Organism: Daldinia loculata
Lineage: Eukaryota; Fungi; Ascomycota; Sordariomycetes; Xylariales; Hypoxylaceae
Exons: 7
Coding region: 130-2004 (624 amino acids)
Source: RefSeq, a predicted model, not a curated record